GUUGCCGAGAGGAAGGAAAGGAGGAGGAGAAAAGGUUUGUGUUUGGGCCCAUAAUAAGCAAGACGGUUCACUGAAAACUGAAAUCAGUUGACUGGAGUACCAUGAGCGACGGUUGAGGAGCGUUGGAAUUGCGUGGACAGGGUCAGAGUGUGCUGUCAGUUGUGAGCGAAUUUUUUUCUCUGCGAAAACCACUUGUCUUCAGACAGUCUGCAUCGUGCCCGAGGAAUGUGAGAGCAAAGUUUCGAGUUCCUCGGAAAGAAGUUUUGUUGCGGGUCGGACACGCGCGACCACCGAGUUGUACAGCCGCCUUGGACACGUUUAUUGAAGGCGCAUGAAAAUGUCCAAACUGAACCACGAACUGUGUCUGAACCCCAAACACGAAGGACUGUUGAGUGUGAAGGAGGAGUUCAUCGAGACCCUGAUCAAAAAAGAGCCCAUCACCAGCGUCUACAAUGUCGAACACACUCCCUUCGCCAGAGGAAAAUUCGCAGCGGUGAGAAAAUGCACACACCAGCAAACAGGAGUCGAGUAUGCGGCAAAGUUCAUCCGUAAAAGGCGAAGGGCCAUGGACCAGCGCCAAGAAAUUUUACAUGAAGUCGCCGUUUUAAGGCUAGCGUCCCAACCUGAGCUCAAUGGUGCUCGAAUCGUCCGUCUCCAUGAAGUUUACGAAACCCCCACGGAAAUGGCUCUUGUUUUAGAGAUGGCCGCCGGUGGAGAAUUGCAAUGGGUGCUGGACACCGAUGAGGAUGGACUGUCAGAGCACCACGUUGUUAGAUUAAUGAGACAAAUAUUAGAAGGUUUAUGCUUUUUGCAUGACCGAGACAUAGCCCACCUUGAUCUUAAGCCCCAGAAUCUGUUGCUGACUGGGAGCUAUCCCGAGUGUGACAUCAAGCUGUGUGAUUUUGGUAUCUCCAGGGUGAUUCAGUCAGGUGUCGAGGUUAGAGAGAUCCUCGGCACACCUGAUUACGUAGCACCUGAAAUUUUGAGUUACGAGCCCAUCAGCCUUGCGACUGACAUUUGGUCGGUCGGCGUGCUCGCGUAUGUCCUGCUCACGGGAUAUUCGCCCUUUGCGGGCGAGACCAAACAGGAGACGUUUUGCAACAUUUCGCAGAACAACCUGUCGUUCCCGGAUGAGCUCUUCGAGAAUGUGUCGACUGCCGCCCAGGAUUUCAUCCGAGCCACGUUGGUUGUGGAACAGACUGGUCGUCUGACUGCCAGACAGUGCCUGGAGCACCCAUGGCUGCAUCAGCAGGCCUCGACCCCUGGCACGCCCCGCAAGUCGACCUUUCCGGCCGUAGUGUCGGUGGUCGGGUGCCUCCUGUGCUCGCAGUGCAGCAGUUCGCAGUGCCACUGCGACAAGCUGGGCUCGCCGCUGCUGCUGGAGCGGAGCAUCAUCUGUUGAAAGGGCGCCUCCUAAGCCAGUGAUGACUGUAUAGAUAGCCAGUGUGAGUGCCAGCGAGCCGAGAGCUGAAAAGAUAGAUGUCGUCUAGUGAUUCCGCUGUCCCGUUUUGUCGCCGUCAUCAACCCACUCAAGCUCAACUCAAUGACUCUUAAUCGAAUUAAUUAUUCUCAUCGAUCACGGAGGUCACGUCCGCGCAUGAUGUCACAACUGCAACCCAAUUCGACACUGUAUUGAUUGGCUGAUUUUUUUGUUGGUUUUUUAUUAUUAUUAUUUACAAUCUUCCAUCAGUUUGCAAAGUACCAAAGAAAGAAUUGCAAAAUUUUUACUUCGAUUCCAUCGGUUUGAUUGUAAUUUAUCAUCAUCUGCUUCUGCCAGCACCAAUACCCUGGUUUUAGGGGCCAAUCAAGAGAAUCAAACUAUGUAACUUUCCAAAUGGUGCGCACAUUGUGUGUGAAGCUAAUAUCAGUCUGCUACGAUUAAGUUGAAUGAAUAUUUUUAUAGCGUAAUAUUCUGUGUAAAAAUAAAGAGAUUGACUACAGCUAAAUAUGAAAAA
Messenger RNA from Neocloeon triangulifer, 1955 nucleotides. RefSeq names its product serine/threonine-protein kinase 17A-like. The coding region runs from base 332 to 1402 and encodes 356 amino acids. Gene Ontology annotation, molecular function: protein serine/threonine kinase activity; ATP binding. Gene Ontology annotation, cellular component: nucleus. The transcript has 8 exons. Gene Ontology annotation, biological process: intracellular signal transduction; protein phosphorylation; positive regulation of apoptotic process. The record is from RefSeq and is a predicted model, not a curated record. Lineage: Eukaryota; Metazoa; Arthropoda; Insecta; Ephemeroptera; Baetidae.